Messenger RNA from Dermacentor andersoni, 4752 nucleotides. RefSeq lists its product as uncharacterized. Gene Ontology annotation, biological process: positive regulation of DNA-templated transcription. The record is from RefSeq and is a predicted model, not a curated record. Gene Ontology annotation, cellular component: nuclear body. Lineage: Eukaryota; Metazoa; Arthropoda; Arachnida; Ixodida; Ixodidae.
CGUGCGGCGGCAACCGUCGGCGCUGCGCUGCUAGCUGCGACAGGGUGAAAGGAAGAGCCACGCGGAGAGCGUCGCCUGCUGCGAGUGCGGCGUACGAAGAGCGAAGCGGCGGCGGCGGCAGCAGCAGCAGCAAACACCGGGCGCUGUCGUCAGUGGCGGCGUCGUUUGAGCGCGGCGCUCGCGCGGUCUCUCUUGCUGCUCGUGUGUGUGUGCGCGUGUGAGUGCGCCAAUGGCCGCCGACGCUCCUGCAUCUUGCCUGUGACUAUCGUCGACGUCGUCGGGGGGUGGUGGUGGCGGUGGAGGCGAGGCCAAGCGACUGCGGCGCCGCCCUGGUGCUCACUGUGGGCGACGUCGCCGAGCCGCCGCGGCGAUCCAAUAUGGAGCUGGUGCGGCGGUCCAAGAAUUUCAGCGUCGCCGAAAGCGACGCGCUCAUCACGCUGUGGAGUGACCCGGAGACACAGAAGAAGUUCGACUCUGCCUACCGGCACUCGGUCAUCUGGGAGAUGAUCGCCAACAAGCUGCGCAUGCACGGAUACGAGCGCUCGUCCAUCGACUGCAAGACGAAGAUUAACAACCUCAAGGCGACGUACUUCAAGUUUCGCAGGAUCUACAGCGCCGGUUACCCGGUGGAAUGGCCCCACUGGCAGAAGCUGCAUGCCAUCCUGGGCAAGAGGCCUGUGCCUCACUCGUGGAACAACUACUACGACGACGAGCGCACCUCCGAGAGCAGAAUCAGCCGGACCGAGAAUGGCAGCAUGCAUUACGAUGAGCCGGAGAUUGAGUUCCCAGAGUUCCGGGCUGGUGACUUGCAGUUCCAGAACCUGCAGCCGAUCAAUAGGCUUCCCAUCGCACCAAAGAGAGAGCCCAUCGAAGACAUCACUCUAGAGCCCGAGGUCAGCAUAUGCUACGAGAAUGACAAAUGCAACAACAAGCGCAAGUCGCGAGAUGACACCGAGGAAGAGUGUGACCAGGAUCCUCGGAAGAAACGCAAAGACGAUGAGUUGGACCUCCUCCGAAGAAUCUUGAAGGUGGAGGAGGAGACACUCGAGCUGGAGAAAAAGCGAGCCCAGGAGGAGGCUGAAAUCAUGAAGGCUACUAUGAACUUCCUCGAGGCUGCCACCAACUUCAUGCAGCGUGAGAGAGCAGAACGGCCCCGCACAGCACAAUCGACGCAGGGCCCUUCUUCAUCUCGACCCCAGACGUCAUCGGGGUCCUCCUACUGCAACGGCGUUGGUGGCUUGCCCGUUGUGGGUGCGCCACUCUACACUACACAGCCGUCCUUCUAUUCCUCGUCUCCUGUAGACUCACCUGGCAAGACUGACCCGUGAGCUGAAAGGGCAUGGCACCGCUCCCUGGGGUGACAAAAAGUAGGCGGCAGUUUUUACAUCGUAAAACGAGAAAGAGACUGCAGAGCAGUGUCAGCUUUCUGGCUGCUCAAUUCUACCAGCCGCGAGAUGCGCCGAGGAUAGAGGAUACCUGUGAGAGUGCCCCACUCACUCGCCCCCACCCAAGGCUCCAGCGAACAUAGUGCUAAAGGAGGUGUGUGUGGAAGGGCGAUGGCGAGGAAGGGUGACGUGCCUCCAGUCAUGCCCAACUAUUCUACCACCACAACAUACAUACAUGGUCGAAGAGGGCUUGCGGGGAUCUUGUACAGUGACUUUCGCAUUUCAGGGACACCUGGACAGUCUCUUGAGAUGCCUUCCAGUCAUACCCAUGUGGCCACUGUGGGAAGCAUGGCCAAUUCUGUGCUGCAAUGGUCAGGCGAAGCAAAAAUGGCAGCUUAUGCGUUGACUCAUCGAGUCGUGGAUGACUGCACGUUUUGUCCAAUAACGUGUACCCUGCCUUCCUGUUUGUUUGUUUGACUGUUUGUUUGUGAUCUAUGUUUUGAUGAGAACUAAGGCGUUUCAUUCGUGUCUCGUUUGCAGGAGAAGUCUGCUAGAGUACCAUUAACUGUGCUGAAUAGUUCCUGAGUAUGCACAUUAUCCUAUGGAUAUUGCUUCGCUGUGACCAUCGUAAUGUGACCAUGUCAAACUGAAGAGGUUGGCAGUAUGGUAGAACUGUGGGGUAACAUCUAGCUUAAUGAAAGCUUGCCGUGAAGAUGGGUACUGUCUCUCGACUGUGCAAUGCUGUCAGGAACCAUCUGACAUAAGCUCUUUAACGUGGGAUGGUGAUAUAGGCACAUUGAUUAUGCUGCAAUAUGCAAGUGUAGUGUAUGCAGAACAUUAAUAGUGAAUUUUUUUGUAUUUAUUUAAUUGUUGCUGCUAUUUAAGCAGUUAUUCAAAAGCAUUAAAGCAAAUGCAAUAUUUUAUAUUUUCAAAAGCAUAGGCUGUCAAAUGCUUUGUGAAUAUUCAUUAUUUUGUGAAAUUAAGUUUCUUAUAGCAGAUUGCCAUCCUCUCGGAAUAUAUUUUUAAAAUUGAGUGAACUUGUAAACUCUUGCUUCAGGAAAAAUGCAUUGAUGUUAGUGUAUGAUAAAGUUUGAGAAGUCUGCAUUGUGCCUACAGGUAUUAUAGUCCUUGAGUGUCAAAAUGAGAAGGAAAACUGAUGCUGUCAAUCUUAAAAUGAGUCAAGGAUAUAGGAAUUGAUAGAAUAUAUUCAGGCCAUUCAUUCUGUUAGCCUUUGUGAAAUUUCGUCUAAGCCAGUUCUGUCUUCUAUCAGUAUUGUUUGAGUGAGUGGCGACUAAUAUUUAAAAAGUAAUGACUAUAAGAAAAAUUUAUUAUAGGCUGAACACUGGCUGAAGAGCCUGUAAUGUUCAUCACUAUAUGGUUACACACGGUUUGUUAAGUAGCAACAUCAGUUUUAUUUUAACUGUUGGUCAUAUAUCAUCUUGCUUAUUUCAUGAUACAUAAAGCAUACCAUCAGGUAUAGACAGAUGCAUCAAAUGCAGUCUUUAGACAACGUUUCACAAGGUAAUAGUUAGCCCUCUUAUAGGGAAUACACCUCCUUAACAAUAUGUCUCAUACUGCUGCAUAUUUUUUGUACUCUCAACAAGAAAAGCGACUAAUUUGAUCACAUAACUUAGUUGCCAUGUGCUAUAUUGCACAUUUUUUUGACAGUUUAAAUGUGGCCUCUUGCUGAACGUAGCAUUUCUUUAGUAACUGCUAGAAUCAAAUGCUAAAGGAAUAUUACAUCUCUUUUCAUUGUAGUGACGAUUUUUGUUUUAUGGCUAUCAGACAAAUGAAUGUACAGCAUAAUUUAAUGUAUGCCAUAUUCACGUUCCACAAACAGUCAAGCGGGGCUUUUGAAAGGACAUAUGGUGAGACAAGUUUUCGAGCAAUGAUUCAGUGUUGUUGGGACUGCCAAACUCGUAAGAAAUGUCUGGUGUAAGCCACCUUUCUCCAAACCACUUUAAGUGGCUGGCGCCAGGUGUUCUACGGCUCUGGGAGACCAUAGAAAGGCUGCCUUGAGUGUGUGUAGCUUAUCUCAUAGCCAGUAAUUUAUAUUAGGCAUGUCAACUUUCUAACAGGAAGCACACUGGGAGACUAUUAUUCAAUGCGCCACUCUAGCAUUACACAAGAAGUUCGCGGGUGUGGUGGUUUCUUUCCUGAUGCUCUCAGAAUAAACUGAUAUAUAUAUAAAUAGCUAUACAUGCAGUAAAUACUUAUAGACGAUGAUGUUAUGUGUCUGCUUUAGCUGGUUUUAGGCAAUGCUUUCUUCCCCCUGAAUGCUAUCAGUAGCUUGCUGCUUCAGUGGUGAGCUACAAUGGUCUGUAUCAAAAUAUACUGUUGCCAUUGUUGUGGAAUGCUGUUGACAUUGAGUGAAAGAAUGGCACUGAAGAGGGCAGCCCCUUAGCAGGCACUCUGAGCCAGUCUAUUGCCAAGCUACUAAAUGUCUUCUUGAGGAAGCCUGUUGACCACAUGCUGCUUGUAUAUGGAAAAUGUAUUUGCAUGCAAGAGGUCUGGGCGCAACAUUGCUAACAUUUCAAAAGUUGUAUAAAAUGUGACAAUUUACCUUGUUAAAUGAAUCUGUAGCACUAUGUUCUUGUCUGCCAGAAUUUCACAGCUAAGUCGAGCUUCUUUAACUAUAGUGAAAGUAUCCUAUGAACAUUGCUUUACAUUUUGUUUCCACUGUAAAAUUUGUCUUAAAAAAUGUGUACCAAGUACAGUUGCCAGAGAGGCUAUUUCUUUUACUGGUUAGAUUCUACCACGUAAUGUUUUAAUAAUUGAUUUCAUUGCAGUUUCAUAGAGUAUUUUCAUUUGUUUUGCUUAGUGUCUUUACAGCCAGCACAAGCCUCAGAACACCAUUUCAUGUUUGUUAUGGGACACUAUGUUCCAUGCUAUUUCUUUUCUGCGUGUGCUGAUAAAUGUUCUUUACUUUUCUUUUGAAUAGGCAUUGUCAUGUGGAACAACAUUGCAUCGCAUUUGAAAAUUUUUAAGUGUAAGUAUCUGUGAAGAAAAAAGUCACAGCAGAUUUGUGGUUGCAAAGGCUUGCAGUAUGUUAACAGGAUGUGUAAAUAUUUAUUAGAGAUGUAAUGUGCCAGAAAAGUUCACAGUUACGAAUGGCAAUUUCUUCUGACCUUCAUUCACAAUGCAGCAUUUUGGAAUGUGUAUAACCAACUAUUUCUUCGGCCCCUGUGAACAACUUAUGUGGUUUGAAAGUUGCGUAGUGUCCAGUGGUUGCCUCCAAGUCUGCCCGUGCUAUUCUUGAAAACCCUGCUUGCGUCGUUGGGCACUAGACGAACUUGCACUUGCGCACAAACCUGUAUUGCUUGUUUUAUGCUUCCAAUAAGUAAACAAAGUUCUCUUUGCAAGUGUU